Macaca mulatta (Rhesus monkey) is the source of this 4337-nucleotide messenger RNA. RefSeq names its product sodium channel epithelial 1 subunit alpha (gene SCNN1A). The record is from RefSeq and is a predicted model, not a curated record. Gene Ontology annotation, biological process: sodium ion transmembrane transport. Gene Ontology annotation, molecular function: ligand-gated sodium channel activity. Gene Ontology annotation, cellular component: sodium channel complex; plasma membrane. Lineage: Eukaryota; Metazoa; Chordata; Mammalia; Primates; Cercopithecidae.
CUGUUGCGUGCAGGGCCCGGGCUGUGUGGGUGGUUCUCCAGAGUCUCCUAGAGCCCUUUUUGGGUCUGAUUCUCUGACCCUCCCUUCUCUCCUUGCUCACCACUUGGCAUUCCACUCCUUAUCCUUUUGCUGCAUUAAGUUUGGAAAGAGAUUUUGGAGAAAAAUAUAGCCCCUAUCAGUGAAUUUCUCCUCCUCCCAGGGCCUGCCCAGGCUUGCGCCAUGCCCACUCUCUUCCUUUCCAGCGCUGGCCACGUCCUCCCUGCACCUUCAGUGCCUACUGUCCCUGCCUCUCCCUGGGCUCCGGGUCUGUGCCCACAGUGUCCUGCUUGGCCCUCGUGCUGCUUCUGGUUGCCCACAUUCCUGCAACUCUGUGACCACAACAGGGGCGAUUACACAUUCCUGGCCUGGCAGCCAAUGGUGUAAAAAAGAACAGAAUGUCCUAAGGCCCCGCCUAGCCCCCAGCUUCACCUGGGCCCCUCCCGGGUCUGGACAAGGUUGGAGGGAGUGGUGAGGACUCAGCAGGAAACAGGAGGGACCAGGAGGAGGCAGAUGCGCCCCACCUGAGUGCGCCGCGUCCACUUAAUGAGUGAGGAGGAGGUUUGCAGAGACCUAUUCUCUCUUCUCUCCAGGGCCUGGGGGUGAGGCUGAGCUGUGGGUACCCUGAGAGGGUUGCCCACUUGCUGAGACUCCAGUUCCUGGAAGCACACUUGGGACUCCCCCCUUGCUCUCCUGCCUGGAGAGAGACUCCCUUUGGUGCUGGCUCCUCCUAUUGCCCCCGCCUCCGCCCCCCACCCGCCUCUACUCACUCAGUGCCCCUCCUCCAUCCCCAUCUCUCCAUCCUUUGCUGUCCCUCUCUAUUGUCUCCCUUGUCCUCCGGUUUCCCCACCCAGGCCCUCUCAGCCUGGCUGGCCCCUUCUCCUUGUGUCGCCCUCCUGGCUGUGGGCUCAGGAUCCUUCUACUUGUUCUGAUCUUUGCCCGUAACCUGCCCUCCUGUCCCCCAGCCUCCUUGCCUGUCAGGUCUGCAUCUAAAGCCCCUGCCCAGAGUCUGCCUUCUCAGGUCCAGUACUCCCAGUUCACCUGCCCUCGGGAGCCCUCCUUCCUUUGGAAAACUCCCAGCUCUGACUCCUCCUCAGCCCCUCCCCCUGCCCUGCUCACUUUUAAUUGAGAUGUUAAUGAGACUCCUGUUGCUUCUCUCCCUGGCCGGCCGGCGGGCGGGCUCCCCAGCCCGGCCGCUGCACCUGUCAGGGGAACAAGCUGGAGGAGCAGGACCCUAGACCUCUGCAGCCCACCGCAGGGCUCAUGGAGGGGAACAAGCUGGAGGAGCAGGACGCUAGCCCUCCACAGCCCACCCCAGGGCUCAAGAAGGGGGACAAGCGUGAGGAGCAGGGGCUGGGCCCAGAACCUGCGGCACCCCAGCAGCCCACGGCGGAGGAGGAGGCCCUGAUCGAGUUCCACCGCUCCUACCGAGAGCUCUUCGAGUUCUUCUGCAACAAUACCACCAUCCACGGCGCCAUCCGCCUGGUGUGCUCCCAGCACAACCGCAUGAAGACGGCCUUCUGGGCAGUGCUCUGGCUCUGCACCUUUGGCAUGAUGUACUGGCAAUUCGGCCUGCUUUUCGGAGAGUACUUCAGCUACCCCGUCAGCCUCAACAUCAACCUCAACUCGGACAAGCUUGUCUUCCCCGCAGUGACCAUCUGCACCCUCAAUCCCUACAGGUAUCCGGAAAUUAAAGAGGAGCUGGAGGAGCUGGACCGCAUCACACAGCAGACGCUCUUUGACCUGUACAAAUACGACUCCUCCCCCACCCUCGUGGCCGGCUCCCGCGGCCGUCGUGACCUGCGGGGCACUCUGUCGCACCUCUUGCAGCGCCUGAGGGUCCCGUCCCCGCUUCACGGGGCCCGUCAAGCCCGUAGCGUGGCCUCCAGCGUGCGGGACAACAACCCCCAAGUGGACUGGAAGGACUGGAAGAUCGGUUUCGAGCUGUGCAACCAGAACAAAUCAGACUGCUUCUACCAGACAUACUCAUCAGGGGUGGAUGCAGUGAGGGAGUGGUACCGCUUCCACUACAUCAACAUCCUGUCGAGGCUGCCAGAGACUCUGCCAUCCCUGGAGGAGGACACACUGGGCAACUUCAUCUUCGCCUGCCGCUUCAACCAGGUCUCCUGCAACCAGGCGAAUUACUCUCACUUCCACCACCCAAUGUAUGGAAACUGCUAUACUUUCAAUGACAAGAACAACUCUAACCUCUGGAUGUCUUCCAUGCCUGGAGUCAACAACGGUCUGUCCCUGAUGCUGCGCACAGAGCAGAAUGACUUCAUUCCCCUGCUGUCCACAGUGACUGGGGCCCGGGUAAUGGUGCACGGGCAGGAUGAACCUGCCUUUAUGGAUGAUGGUGGCUUUAACUUGCGGCCUGGCGUGGAGACCUCCAUCAGCAUGAGGAAGGAAGCCCUGGACAGACUUGGGGGCGACUAUGGCGACUGCACCAAGAAUGGCAGUGAUGUCCCUGUCAAGAACCUUUACCCUUCAAAGUACACGCAGCAGGUGUGUAUUCACUCCUGCUUCCAGGAGAACAUGAUCAAGGAGUGUGGCUGUGCCUACAUCUUCUAUCCGCGGCCGCAGAACAUGGAGUACUGUGACUACAGGAAGCACAGUUCCUGGGGCUACUGCUACUAUAAGCUCCAGGCUGACUUCUCCUCAGACCACCUGGGCUGUUUCACCAAGUGCCGGAAGCCAUGCAGUGUGACCAGCUACCAGCUCUCGGCUGGUUACUCACGAUGGCCCUCGGUGACAUCCCAGGAAUGGGUCUUCGAGAUGCUAUCGCGACAGAACAACUACACCAUCAACAACAAGAGAAAUGGAGUGGCCAAAGUCAACAUCUUCUUCAAGGAGCUGAACUACAAAACCAAUUCUGAGUCUCCCUCUGUCACGAUGGUCACCCUCCUGUCCAACCUGGGCAGCCAGUGGAGCCUGUGGUUCGGCUCCUCAGUGCUGUCUGUGGUGGAGAUGGCUGAGCUCAUCUUUGACCUGCUGGUCAUCACAUUCCUCCUGCUGCUCCGAAGGUUCCGAAGCCGAUACUGGUCUCCAGGCCGAGGGGACAGGGGUGCUCAGGAGGUGGCCUCCACCCAGGCAUCCUCCCCGCCUUCCCACUUCUGCCCCCACCCCACAUCUCUGUACUUGUCCCAACUAGGCCCUGCUCCCUCCCCAGCCUUGACAGCCCCUCCCCCUGCCUAUGCCACCCUGGGCCCCUGCCCAUCUCCAGGGGGCUCCGGAGGGGCCAGCUCCACUGCCUAUCCUCUGGGGGGGCCCUGAGAGAGGAGAGGUUCCUUGCACCAAGGCAGAUGCUCCCCUGGUGGGAGGGUGCUGCCCUUGGCAAGAUUGAAGGAUGUGCAGGGCUUCCUCUCAGAGCCGCCCAAACUGCCUUUGAUGUGUGGAGGGGAAGCGAGAUGGGUAAGGGGCUCAGGAAGUUGUUCCAAGAACAGUGGCCAAUGAAGCUGCCCAGAAGUGCCUUGGCUCUGGCUCUGUACCCCUUGGUACUGCCUCUGAACACUCUGGUUUCCCCACCCAACUGCAGCUAAGUCUCCUUUUCCCUUGGAUCAGCCAAGCCAAACUUGGAGCUUUGACAAGGAACUUUCCUAAGAAAUGGCUGAUGACCAGGACAAAACACAACCAAGGGUACACACAGGCAUGCACGCGUUUCCUGCCUGGCGACAGCUGAAGCCAGCCCCUGACUGACCUGGCCACACUGCUCUCCAGUAACACAGAUGUCUGCUCCUCAUCUUGAACUUGGGUGGGAAACCCCACCCAAAAGCCCCCUUUAUUACUUAGGCAAUUCCCCUUCCCUGACUCCCGAGAGCCAGGGCCAGAGCAGACCCGUAUAAGUAAAGGCAGCUCCAGGGCUCCUCUAGGCUCAUACCCGUGCCCUCACAGAGCCAUGCUCCAGCGCUUCUGUCCUGUGUCUUUCGUCCCUCUACAUGUCUGCUCAAGAUAUUUUCUCAGCCUGAAAGCUUCCCCAGCCAUCUACCGGAGAACUCCUAUGCAUCCCUCAGAACCCUGCUCAGACACCAUUACUUUUGUGAAGGCUUCUGCCACAUCUUGUCGUCCCAAAAAUUGAUCACUCCCCUUUCUCGUGGGCUCCCGUAGCACACUAUAACAUCUGCUGGAGUGUUGCUGUUGCACCAUACUUUCUUGUACAUUUGUGUCUGCCUCCCCAACUGGACUGUGAGGGCCUUGUGGCCAGGGACUGAGUCUUGCCCGUUUAUGUAUGCUCCGUGUCUAGCCCAUCAUCCUGCUUGAAGCAAGUAGGCAGAUGCUCAAUAAAUGUUUGUUGCAUAAAGGAA